Molecule: messenger RNA, 1455 nt
Organism: Seminavis robusta
Lineage: Eukaryota; Bacillariophyta; Bacillariophyceae; Naviculales; Naviculaceae
Source: the annotation of a GenBank genome assembly
GUUUACUGACGCACUUGCUUUGGAUCUUCUUGACACCGCCCGCUGCUGCCACCACCCAAAGCAAAACGCAACGACCCAAGCGCGGAAAGAAAAACAACAAGAGCUCAGUUCAUGGCACACUAGCUACAAGGUGUGCCGGUAGGAUAGACUAGCUCCUUGUUCUACGAUACAACAAUAUAAAGAAGAAUCAAGUAAGCAAGCAAGCAAGAUGAGAUCGAUUGUGUUUUUUGUGUGUCUGAUACAAGCAGUGUCCAGCUUUACAGUACUAUCUACUGCUACCCAAAAUAAUAAUAAUGCAAGAUCGUUCCAUCUGUUAUUUGCUGCUGCCGAUGCGGAUUCGCAACGCCCUCGCAAUGAAUUUUGCCGGACGGUCCCUCCCGACAAGGUGCUGAAACUGGGUGGCAAGAAUCAGCAUCGCGAAGAACAACCGCAGUAUGGCGUGGAUAUUCAUGCGUCGAUGGAAGAAUGCGAAGCACUCGCCCAACGAUUCGAACUACCAAAAAUUGCCAGUUUGGGCGCGCACUUGUCAUUGUCACCCGAAGCAGGCAACAACAACAACGCGGUGGGUGGUGGCAGCAAGGGCAUGCUGGUGGGCGGAAUGGGAUAUGCGUCUGUGACGCGCAUUUGUGUUCGUACCAAUGAACCAUUUGACACCAAUCUCGAAUUUCCCAUUCAUUGUCUCGUUCGGCCCGUCGAGGGCAGCAACAGUAUGAUGGGACCAGCCGCCGCGUUUGCGGAACACAACCAAGUCAAACUGCAACGCGAAUCGUCAUCGCAACAGCGUCGUAAUAAUAAAAACAGCAGCAAGAGAAAGAAAACAAGUGACGAAGAUUUUCUGGAGGCUCUGGACCAAGAAGAGGAAGAAGAAGAGGACUUGAUUGAUCCUACGGAACUCUUGAAAAUGCAAUCCAUCAUGAGCAAUUUGGAUGGUGGUGACGAUGCCACGCUAGACGAUAUUCUCAUGGAAGACGAUGCCAUUUAUGCCACCAAUGGAAUGCUCGAUAUUGGAGAACUCACCGCACAACUGUUCUGGCUCGAUCUAGAUCCCUAUCCAAGAAAACCAGGAUCCGAAUUCCUACAAUUCUCCAUUUCGGGAUAAAUAUAUAUACUACGGUAUACAAAGAUAGAUAGAUGACGAGACGAAACGAAACGAACGAAGCAACGAACCAAUCUACUGUAGAAGUCUACUAGCUAGUAACUAGCUACAAUCAGCAAUAAUGGGAUGGCAGGAAGAUUCGAGGAGGUACUAAGAAAUCAUAGAUAGAUAGAUGAUCUCCUUGGGACUAUGGUCUUGCACUUGGUUUUUCUUGGCUGCCUCCAUUUGAUUUUUUACAGUAUCUGGAACCAAUAAUCAAUGUUCAAUAGUCAAACAAAAUGGCGGGCUAGUGCUGGUAGUAUAGUUCGAACGGAUCGACUUACAAUAGAUAUUAGUAAUAAUGUGGUUGACAAUUGUUU